UGCAGCGAAAGGGGGUUCAUCAGUGUCACGAAUCCGGAUUUCCCCAGCCCUUUGCCGGCAGAGAGGGUGGGGAGGACCGGGGACAGGGUCAGUGGAAGAUUUCCUUCAGCUCGGCUGGACUCUGAGGACGCACGAGCCACAGUAACUGGAUCUUAUAUGGCGAAAGACAAGCCAAUGUAAGCUUAGCUGCUGUCCAGCUCUGUCACUGUGACUGCCAUUCCUGCGCUGCCCAGACCACCUCCAUCCAUUCAUAUUAGUGUUCAGAGGGAGUCCUGUCUGCACACCAUCAGUCAGUUUUCUCCUGCGUCGGUGUAUUCUGAUGGAUCAGUAUGUCUACCACUAAUAAUAUCGCCCAGGCCAGGAAACUGGUGGAACAGCUGAGGAUUGAGGCAGGGAUUGAGCGCAUUAAGGUGUCUAAAGCAGCAGCAGACCUGAUGAGUUACUGUGAGCAGCACGCUCGUAGCGACCCUCUGCUGGUUGGUGUUCCCACCUCUGAAAACCCUUUCAAGGACAAGAAACCUUGCAUCAUCCUAUAGCUGCGCCCUGCUUUUCCUACCCCACUCACUCACAAACACACACUCAUACACACUCUUGCACAUACAUGCACACACUAACACAUAAAUGUACACUUUUGCCAUCUAAAUAGAUCCCCGAUUUACCCAGACAAAACUUGGAGCAGCCAGCAUCCACACACAAAGAGAAACACAUACGUUCCCAGAAUAGCCACUUGGGGGAAAGCGCCAUACCCCAGAGCAACAGCUAGGGGGCAGGUAUCUUGUGCUCACAGUGGCUAAAAUCAGUAUAUCGCUGAGUAUGAUCCAAGGUGCUUUGGUAAUAUUCACAUAUGCUGGUGAAUUAACUACAAGUGUCAGCUAAACUUGAAAAGGGAUUUGGACAUUAAUGAUCAGUAAAAAAUCAAUAUUUUUUUCUGUUAUCAUGAAAUGAGGUGUUGGUUCGACGAUGGGCAGCUGUGCCAUAGGCAGGCAGUGGGAGGAUGCAUGUGCGAAAAUGGAACGAGUGGUAGGCGCUAGGCCAAUCGUGCCAAACUGGACCUUGUGUCCCAUUUAAAGUUCAAUAAAUGCUUCUUUUUCUGUGGGAGUUUUUUUUUAAAAAGUGUGAGAGCUUCAUUCUUGGGUCAUUUUGGAGCAAGUGGCUAAAGCCUUUGCCUUUACCAGACCAUAGCAUGUUCCCACCCAAACCUGUAUCAACAGACCUUCUCUGCCUGUGGCCUCACAAUGGCUGCCUGCAGCCUUUGGCCAAGCCUCCAGCUGUGCCAACCUGUACAAAAAUUCCUCUCUAGAUGCAAAUCUGCUGUCACUGAUUCCACUGCAGCUCAUGAUAGCCGCUGUUGACUGAUGUCUAAGCUGACCCCAGAUCUGCACCUAUGAGAGGAAGCAGUGAACGGCUCUACACAGAACUCAAGCUAUUAACCGCAGACGUUUACUGCAUUUUUUUCUUAAGAAAUACUUGUUUGUGAAAUCAAUGUAUGUUUAGAUAUUUUGUUGAAGCAUUACUUAACAGAUAGGACAAUACUGUACAUUUUUUUAGAUUGUUUUGUUUUCAAAUAGGUGUUACCCCUGGCAAAUCAGGUUUCUUUUCCUGCUUGCAUUAAUGAAAUAACAGGAUAUCUGGUUGUAAGCCAGGGGUAAUACCUAACCAGAUCUACUGUACAUCAAGCCUCCCUGUGCUUUACCCCAAGAGAGGGCAAGGCCACAGAAUGGUCGCAUCAGAGUAUCAGUCUGCAAGGACUGCAAGGCCGGAGGAGUUAACCCAAAUUUAGAAAGCAAAAAUGAAGGUGUCCUCUUCCCAUCCUCUCUGCUCAUAUUUGAGUAUUUCAAUUGCCAGUUUUUUUAGGGUGAAAAGGAAAAGAAGAGUGGUGAAUAGUAUGAAAAAAAUGGAGGCACCUCUUUACACAAGGGGUUUACAUCUUGUUUUAAUGCUUUGCAAUUAUGGCUAGUAAUCAGAUUACCUGAAUUCACCAGUCUAAAGGUUCCAGUCUCCCCAGUGGAAGAGCUUGCUUUGAUGUGACCUCAACCUGGUCACGGACUGGAUCAGUAGGAGCUGGCAGUCCCCUUUCUCUAUCCCUCCUUCCUCUGCAGCGCUCCUCCUGUCUGACAAACCAAACUUGAUUGUAAAAACUGAAAUAUGAAGAAGAAAAAAAUCAAGUUAAGAGAAACAAACUAAGUGUAUAAACUUUCUUUCAAAUGUGCAGAAGUGAUAAGUUGAAGAGUAGCUGUUUUGGCUUUCUUUCUUUCUUUUUAGUUUUCUUCUUUCUAUGGAGUCCAUGGAACCUGGUCAGUUGAGUUAUUACCCUGUACAGUGUUUGUAAGAUACAAACUCAAAACACAGAUUUCCCCUCUGUGGAUGUUGGAUUUUUUUAGCACUACUUAUCAUGUCAGUCAGGAUCAUGUCUGUCCUUUUUUUCCACUUUUUAUGUCAAUCAGUUUUUAAAGGCUUGUGAUAGCUGAGGUUGGUUUCGGCCACAGAUAAACCAAAAGCCCUGUUUGGUUUAGAGGCAUGCCCCGUUAGAGGAUAAAUCAACAUUGGACCUCAUUAUAGUGGUAAAAACCAACCUCCUCUUCUGACCUUUAACAUCAAUGCUGUCCUUGUUUUGUUUCUUGGGAUUGUUUUUUUGUUUGAUUUUUGGGCAACAGGCAUCUAGACCAACAUGCAACACACACCUACACCUUGUCUUUUGGGCACUUUUCAAGCUUGAGCGAUGUUUGUCAAAAGUUAAAGGUCAACAGCUGUAAGGGCUGUAAGAAGAAUUGGUGAGAGAGGGGAUCUUUGUGCCAUCAUAUUUACACUUCAGCAUUUAGCCGAGGCUGUUGUCAGGUUGGGGUCAUUUGGACAGGGCUUAUAUCUGCUGACAGAGUCAUGAGGGUUCAUCCCGCUGGUUUCCUGCUUUCACAUCACUUAAGGUCAGUAUGACCCAGCUGCUACACAGACUUUGGGAAAUCGCGAGAUUUUAAAGGAGGUGAGAGGCAAGAGUUGUUUGCGCCUACACUUGCUCAUGUGUAUUGAGGAUGUGUGGGGUUUAGACAAGUCAGCAUUAGAAUCAGUGUAAGAUGCUUCAUAAUUACCCACACCAGGGCCAAGUUAUGUCAGAGAGAAAGAAAGAGAAUAAGCAUAUUUCCCCAAAUGGCGAACUAGUCCUUUAAAAGUGCAGCUUUGUGAUUAAUUACAAGUUUAAAUCACUGCUUUGCAUUUCUGUUUUUGCACCCUAGGCAAUAGCUUAUGAUACAGACAAAGAUAGAAGCAUAGAGAGAGCGGGAGCUGGAGAAAGGCCAUAGAGAGGGUGUGCAUUUGUGCAUGUGUGCGUGUGGGAGCUUGUGUUUGGUAGCUGAAAAGGGAUGAUUUGGCAGAGCAGUAGGCGAAGAAGAGAAAAUAGAGGCGUGUGCAGGUUUGUGCGCGCGUGGUCCCCUGUGUUUGUGAAAGUGACAGUGCGUAAAGAACAAGCAGUGCCCCCAGUGCUGCAGUGUUAGAUUGUAAAGUUACAGUCCUGCAGUUCUAGGUCAGGGUUAGUCUGACCAGAGGAGAGGUCAUGUGAUACCAUAAGUCAUAACAACAUGUAUGGCUUCCACUUGUUCCUUUUAUCACUUAAUCAAAGGCCAGUGUGUACAUUUUGGAGAACAGUGAAAAAGGGAUUGUGUCACAAGCUAAAACUGUUAAGCUGAAAUAUGGGAAGACAAAUAAUAACUUUACCAUUAACUAAACCCUUAGAGAAUUAAAGGAGUACUUUUACAUUUGAGAAAAUGUGCAAAUUUGCUCUUUCAAUACUACUUUUAUAUCUGACUGUUCCAUAUGAUGCCAACUCCAGCAGCUGGUUAGCUUACCUAGUCAAAGACUGCUUGAAAACUGCUCUGUUCACUGGCAACAAAUCCCACCUCUCAGCUCUUUUACAGUACACUAGUUAACAUGUUACAUCACUUUGAUGUCUUGCCAUUAUCACAGCGAGCUACUGAGGUGCUGCUAGGCAGAUUUUGUUGCUGCUGGCCUAGCUGCUUCAAACUGUUUAUCUGUAUUCUAAGCUAAAGCAAGCGAGCAGAUAUGAAUGAGUUUUGGCAAGACAAUUCAUAAUUCCUGCAUUUUAUCUAUAGAGAUGAUGAAGAGCUAAGUGUAAACCACAGCAACAGGGACAAAUGAACUCAUAUGUACUUAUUUGGCCUAAGCUGACUUUUUCAAGAACCUGAACUAUUCUAAGUUUUGAGGAAAUAAUUGAUUCCCUGUUAGUCAGAAGUGGAAGGGCAUUUCAUUUUCAUUUCUUUGCAAGCUAAAGUGAAAGAGAAUUCUUGCUGCAGAGGUUUCACACAAAAACAAACGUGCAUGCACAUCUUAUCAGCACACACAUGCACACACACAGUGAUGUCUUUAUAUUGCCCAGCAUAUGCUUUUUUUUUUUUUUUUUUUAUCUUUAUUACUAUCAUUCCAUCCCUGGUUGGGCUGCAAUCAGAGACAGGCAGCCUGGAUUGCUGGUUUGUCUGAUUGAUUGGUUAUUAGUUUGCCUUAUAGUGGGGUAUGUCAUGUUAAUGCUGGACUGGGGGGGAGGGGUUUAUCAGCUCAACAGAAUGAGCAGUCUUAAAAGAGGAACAUGUGGCUCAAGAUGGAAAUUUUAUGGUGUUGUGAGCAAAAAUGCAAGCCCCUCGAAAUUCAUUUCAGGCCUGGUGAGGAGAGCUGAGGCUCCUCGCUGGUGGACUUUCAUAUCAAACUUCUCUGAUUUGACUCUGAGCCCUUCCUGAGACUCAUCUUUUGUGUUCUGAUCUCCUGUGUAUGCAUACAGUAUAUGUAUCUUUUUGCCUUGAUUGAUUAUGAAGAAAAUAUAUCUAUUUUUUGUAACUGUUCUCUGAUGUGCCAUAACUCAUGUUUUCUUGCACACUGUUAAUAUUUUGUGGAUAUUGCUGUUUAAAAAGAUGAUACUGAGAAGUAGAUAACAUUAAUAAAAAGAUGAUAUAAUAA
This is a messenger RNA of Archocentrus centrarchus (flier cichlid), 4956 nucleotides long. RefSeq names its product guanine nucleotide binding protein (G protein), gamma 7 (gene gng7). Bases 330 to 536 code for a protein of 68 amino acids. Gene Ontology annotation, cellular component: heterotrimeric G-protein complex. The record is from RefSeq and is a predicted model, not a curated record. NCBI's taxonomy places the organism in Eukaryota, Metazoa, Chordata, Actinopteri, Cichliformes, Cichlidae. Gene Ontology annotation, molecular function: G-protein beta-subunit binding. The transcript has 4 exons. Gene Ontology annotation, biological process: G protein-coupled receptor signaling pathway.